GUCAAACGGAGCCGCGGCAUUCAAACUCCCGGAAACAGCGUUCGAGCGGGGGUAGGUUCGAAGAGGAGCGGUAACGCCGCGCUCUUUUGUUCAUUCUUCUGGUGUUUUCGCGUCCCUCCCUACAAGGUGGAAGGGAGGGACAGUGCUGUUGCCGCCUUGUCAGCUUGAAGCUGAUCUCACCGGCCGGCUGAACCCACCUAGAACUCGCCGGGUCCCUCCUGCCUCUCCAGCUUCAGGAGCUCUUAUGCCUAUAAGAAAGCGGAUAAACAGAAAAAGAGAAAAUCUGGAAUGACAUCAAAGGGCACCAAAGAGAUGAAUAUCGGCAAGUGGGGAUUGAAAUCUGGUGAUUCCAAAUCUGAAUCGGAGUUGCAGGUAUAUAAGAAAGAGAAUGCAGCUCUGAAAAAAUCUUUGGAAGAACUCAUUAAGGGCAAAAGCAAAAUGACACCUGAAGAAAGAAAGAGACUUCUGGAGAAAAUACUUGCCCUUGAAACAGAAAAUGAAAAAUAUAACAAUAUUCUUGGAGAGAGAAAUCAAGAAAUCCAGCUCCUGAAAGACAAGCUGAAUGACAGAAGCAAAAAUGGUGAUGUUGCUACUCUGCUUAGUCAACUAGAAGAGAAAACAAAGGAAGUGGCAAAGAGAGAACAGCUGCUUAAUUCUCUCUCAGAAGAAUUGGAUCGGUUGAAAAACCAGUUGUCUGCCAUUACUACAAAAUGUUCAGACCUUGAAAAUAGAGCCAAUAAUGUGCAGCUUUCCCAGGAAACUGCUACAAGCUGCACUGGAACCCCAAUAACUGAAGUUGAAAUCCAACUGAAAGAUGCUUUGGGGAAAAACCAGCAGUGGCUGAUAUAUGACCAGCAACGGGAGGCCUAUGUUCAGAGCAUCUUGGCAAGGAUCUUUGAACUAGAGCAGCAGCUGGAAACUAUUAACCAACAUCAAGCAAAUGAAACCAGGGCAGAAGAAGACAAGCAAAGAUAUUAUGAACAGUUGAUGUUAGCAGCCACAAACGAUCUUGAGGCAGAAAGGCGUUCUGUAGCCCAGCUGCAUUCUGACCUUAAUGAAUUCAAAAGGAAGUAUGAUGAAGCCAAGCAAGAGGUGAUGAAUUUGAACAGCCUGCUAAAGUUGCACAAGCACGUUGACAUUCAGACUCUUCAGGAUGAAAACAAUGUCAAAGGGCAGAUACUCCAGAGGCUCACUCAAGAAAAUGAAGUUACCAGAGAAAAGCUUGAUGAAGAAAGGAAACGAACACAAGUGCUCUCAUCUCAGGUUGAAAUGCUUCACAGAUCUUUGCUAAAACAGCAAGAAGAACACACAAGGAUAGCAGCUUUGGAACAGCAGAUCCAGGCAUGCACUUCAGACUUCGAGAAUGAAAAAUUUGAUCGCCAGAACUUGCAGCAUCAGCUAAAUAAAGUCCUUAAGGAGCUGCGCAAGGCAAGGGAUCAAAUAACUCGCUUUGAGCCCUCAAAGCUUCCAGAGCGUGGAGGAUGUAUAGAGGUCUUGCACGACUUCCAGACUGCUUUUGAAGAUAAGCUGACAAUACAGAACAAAUGCUCUUCACCAAAGCGUUCAAAUCUUCUUGAUGAAAGUUUCCUGGAGUGUCCCAAAUGUAAAGCGCAAUAUCCUACAAGCCAGCAUAGGGAAUUACUAGCCCAUAUUGACUUCUGUGCAGAUUAAACGUAAGGACAACCUGUAG
Rhineura floridana is the source of this 1690-nucleotide messenger RNA. RefSeq names its product centrosomal protein 55 (gene CEP55). The record is from RefSeq and is a predicted model, not a curated record. Lineage: Eukaryota; Metazoa; Chordata; Lepidosauria; Squamata; Rhineuridae. Gene Ontology annotation, biological process: mitotic cytokinesis; regulation of phosphatidylinositol 3-kinase/protein kinase B signal transduction. The transcript is spliced from 9 exons. Bases 289 to 1671 code for a protein of 460 amino acids.